AUGGAAGCAACCACAAUAACCCAUGUGACGACCAAUAACCCUAAUAACACCAACCUUCAUGGAGCGGUCGUAGAAGAAGUGGAAGGCCUUAUUAAAGUUUACAAAGACGGCCACGUCACCAAGUCCUCCUCGGUCUCUAAGCUUCCUUUGAUUGUCUACUUCCACGGUGGAGGUUUCUGCGCCGGCUCGGCUUCUUGGUCAUGUUACCACCAGUUCAUGGCUCGAUUGUCCGCAAAAUCACGUUGUCUGGUCAUGCAUGUAAAUUACCGUUUAGCCCCUGAGAAUCCUCUUCCAGCAGCAUACGAAGAUGGAGUCAACGCCAUUCUUUGGCUCAAGAAAACAAGAAACGAUAACUUGUGGUCCAAGCUAUGUGACUUUGACCGUAUAUUCUUGGCCGGAGACAGCGCCGGAGGCAACAUAGCCAACCAUGUCGCCGCCGACGCUCUUAUAAAGCCAUUGAAUAUAGAAGGAACGAUCUUGAUCCAGCCUUUCUUUAGCGGGGAAACGCGUACGGAGAGCGAGAGGCGCGUGGAGAACAACACGAAGAGCUCAGUGCUGACACUUGCGUCUUCAGACACGUGGUGGAGACUGGCUUUGCCACGGGGUGCAAACAGAGAGCAUCCGUAUUGUAAACCGGUGGAGAUUAAGACGAGGACGCUGGUGUGCGUGGCGGAGAUGGAUGUGCUGAUGGAUAGGGCGAUAGAGAUGUGUGAUAGUGAUGAGAAAAUGAAUAAGUGUGUGGUGUACAAAGGCGUUGGUCAUGCGUUUCAGAUUCUUGAUGAGUCUCCGCUUGGUCACAAGAUGACUCUUGAAAUGUUGUGCGACAUCGAGGCUUUCAUCCACCACUUUGAGAGCCUUUAA
Messenger RNA from Eruca vesicaria subsp. sativa (arugula), 861 nucleotides. Lineage: Eukaryota; Viridiplantae; Streptophyta; Magnoliopsida; Brassicales; Brassicaceae. The record is from the annotation of a GenBank genome assembly.